AUGGCUAGAAGUCGAGAACAGGGCCGGAAACGAAAGAUUCCCCGCUGCAACAACGACCAGCCAGUUAUUCCAAAAUUGCAGUACAUCGGACAGAAGCUGAAUCAUCCGCUAUUGAUCAAUGACGCUGAAACAAAACUAAAUCGGCGCUCGAGAGCUGAGCUAACCCAAUCUCCCAACAUAGACGUGUCCAGGAUGAUUUGCUUCGCCGGAAUCCCGGCAUGCGUUCUAUCAGCACGAGGCACAGGUCAAAAUUCAAUCAUGGCAGAAGGGCAAGCAGCACACGCUAUGCUGGAUUUCUUCAGAAGCGCUACGUCUCCACUCUUCGUCCAUCAACUGUGUGCGGCUACUGAGAUGAGUCAGCUUGAUGAGCACUUGCCAACGCUUAGAAAGUUUUUGAGCAGUUCGAGAUCGCGGUGGCUGCGGAUUUUUGCAAUAUUUCAAGGUGUUCCCAACUGGAAAACCUCUCUGGACUGCUCCCAACUGGAAACCACCUCGGCAGCACUGGUUCGCGGUCGGGAGGUCAAGAAACGAGUGCUCCAGAAUCUCCGUCAACCGGAAAUCGGAUACAACGCCGCACGGAACGAGGAGCAGAAGCCAGCGGCGCUUCCAGAACCACCGAAAUUGACGCCAAAACGCGUGGAUCCUGAAGUUGUGACCCUCGGAGAUUCAGAAGAGGAGGCUGAGAUAGCCAGCGACGAUGUUCAAGUCCUUCGAGAGAAGAUUCUGAAGAAAAAGGAGGAAAUGGCGAUUAGAGGGAGUCCGAAGAGCCCGUCACCAGAGACGGAGAAGUUGAGACCUACAAUCCCUCAACACCCCCCAUUUUGCAGCCAUCGCCGUCUCGUGGAGCGUGUCGAUUCCACUACCUACUUUGGUGAGCUCAACACCUCCCGUCAAGGCCCAUCCGACGUCUUCUGCUCUCUUCCCAACACCAACACCAUCCGCUACGCCGUCGCCGAGUCUGAAGACGAUGAAUCAGAUGAUGGAGAGGAGGCGGUGCCAAGUAAACGAGCCAAGAUGGGAGAGCAAGGGGAUGAGGUGAUUGUGCUGAAUACAACGUCUUCUGGAGAGGCUCCAGGGACGUCUUCAGGAGGAAAAGCCAAAAAAGACACUGACGAAUUCGGCUCAGAAAUCGGAGACAUAGUCGAUGAGUGGGAUGAGUCUGAUGACGUGGCGUCGACGAUCCCAGAUCCAGACUCCACGAAGCCAGAGUCUCCGACAUCGAGCACUGAUAUGACUGAUAGCAUGUACAAUGGCCAUCCGAACCAUCGGAGUUUGAUCGCCUCUCUCGGCCUUCCAUCCAACUAUCAGGCCAGAACGAUCGGCGUCGUGCUGAAUGAGAAAAUGGCUGUAGACGUGGAGAGCUACGUGGCAAAAGUGGUCGAGAAGUCCCUGGAUUCUAUCACCUGGUUGAGUAGACUGUGUUGGGAUCACUACCGUAUGAAUUCGCAACCGGAUCCAGUUCUGGAUAUGAAGCUAGACGCUCGUCGGAUGCUUCAUCGAGAGUUUCAGAGGCUAUUCCCGGAUAAGUGUGUGAUGAUGCAGAUCACGGGAUCCACGAUCAACGGGUGUGGAUCUUAUAAUUCGGAUGUGGAUAUGUGCUUGUGCUACCCAACGAACAGCUAUAAGGGAACGGUGUUCGAUGACUUCCAGAACGAGAGGAGUCAGUCGGCGAAGGUUUUGAGGAAGUUGGAUAAGGCGAUCAGGAGAUCCAAACCAGGCCAUCCACUUCGUCAACACAUCAGAUACUGUGAAAUGGUUCCAGCGAAGGUACCAAUUAUCAAAUUGAAAAUGCAAGGAGCGUAUCCAGACAUGGAGGUGGAUAUCAAUGUGAACAAUAUCGCUGGAAUCUACAAUUCCCAUCUCACACACUAUUACUCGUUAAUCGACGCUCGCUUCCCGGUCCUAGCGCUCGCCAUCAAGCACUGGGCGAGUCGUCAAGGUGUCAACAACGCGCAGGCCGGAUAUCUCAACAGCUACACCAUCAUCCUGCUCGUCGUCCACUUCCUACAGUGUGGUGUCUCACCGGCGGUCCUUCCCAAUCUACAGUACUUGUUCCCCGAGAAGUUUGACAAGAAACUGCCGAUCAGCGCGUUGCAGUUGUAUGGAGACAUUGCUGAGCGAUUGCCGACAUCCGCCCCGAACACGUGGUCGAUCGGAGAGCUGUUCGUCGGAUUCUUCCACUACUACGCUCACUUUGACUUCUCGACUCAAGCGAUCUCAGUUCGUUCGGCGCAAGUUGUUCCACGAAGCAGUCUUCCCCAUCACAUGGCCAAUUAUCCCAUUUUCGUCGAGGAACCAUUCGAUGCGAUCAACACGGCUCGCUCCGUCCGAACCCCCAAUCACUUGAAUUUCAUCAAAAGAGAAUUCCGGAGAGCUGUCGCUAUCAUCAAUCAACCUAGAUUCACACUUCGUGAGAUCGGUGUCCACGUGUCGGGUGAUGAGCAAUGUCCGCUUUAG
This is a messenger RNA of Caenorhabditis briggsae, 2457 nucleotides long. Bases 1 to 2457 code for a protein of 818 amino acids. NCBI's taxonomy places the organism in Eukaryota, Metazoa, Nematoda, Chromadorea, Rhabditida, Rhabditidae. The transcript has 9 exons. Gene Ontology annotation, molecular function: poly(A) RNA polymerase activity. Gene Ontology annotation, cellular component: cytosol. The record is from RefSeq and is a predicted model, not a curated record.